AUGGCUUCAUCCACCGAAAGCGCCCAGACCCAACACCUUGCUCUACUGUCAGGCCUCCAUGCUCUGACGAUACCCAAGGAUAAUGAUCCCUGGAGACAACCUCAGCCUCCAGCAUACUCUCCGCAGGCACAACCGACGGUCUUUGGCAGCAUCGCAUCCCACUUUGUAAGACGAGAUAUCACUCACGAGAGCCAAUACAGUCAACGGAUCUGUCAUCUUCCCCAAGGCUCGAUCUUAGAUGCCGACGAGGAAGGGGAAGAGGAAGAACCAUCACCCAUUUCUCUGCGUAUCUCAACAAGAAUCGACGUGGCCAGCGAUAGCAACCUCAUCGCCCUGCCCUAUUCGCCUGCGGCACAGGCAAAUUCCAUCGCAAAAGCGGUAGUCGAUGCCAUUUAUGAGAGAGAUUGGACAGCGGGGUGCCCCUUGAUAGAUGAAAAUGGGCGGUCAAGACCAUUGAAGCUGGAAGUUGAUGCAGGUAUCACUGUGAGGGGAUCGUCAAAUGUCAUCGGCACGGAAGCAGUCAUCGCAGAGUUCCUUCGUCGUGGAACGUACACACAGAAGAACCCAACCAACCGACAACCCCGGAGACAGUCUACCGAUUCCACGGCGUCUCCUUCAUCGCCAAAUCGGAGAAGGCCGGCCUCAGAGCUAGAUGCACCAGAGCACCCAGUAUACAAGCGCGCUCGGAGUGAGGAGUGA
Colletotrichum abscissum is the source of this 699-nucleotide messenger RNA. RefSeq lists its product as uncharacterized. Bases 1 to 699 code for a protein of 232 amino acids. The transcript has a single exon. The record is from RefSeq and is a predicted model, not a curated record. NCBI's taxonomy places the organism in Eukaryota, Fungi, Ascomycota, Sordariomycetes, Glomerellales, Glomerellaceae.